UUAUUUGGGGAGAAUUUGUGAAGAAAGCACCAAAUAAAUCUUCACGAGGGACUUAAAUUAAAUAGUAAAGCUCGUAUUCUCAUGGAAAUCGACAUACGAGGAGGAAGAGCAGACAGCCACGGAGCCAGGCCAUCCUCCGACCGUCGUGGUUACAACCACUCACUGAAGGACUAAACUUUUUGGGAGUCUCCUCAUCCGGCGGUGCUGGCUGACUGGUUAUUGUUGGUUUAGGGGAAUGCAUCUCUCCUCUGUUUGCUCUAUAAACGGUUUUGGGAACGCAUUGAGGAAAGGGUCCACACGAAUGGGAAUACGGCAGCGCCAAACUCUUGCAAUGCGGCCAGAGUGAAGGGGGCAGAAGACAAUACCAUUCCACGGGCUGUGGGGCUGCUCGCUACAAUAUUUCAGUGGGGUCUGCUUCCAAGCGAAUUGUUACAGUUCCAUUUUUUCUCUGAUUGCUCCUAUAACCUAUUAUUGCGACGAAUAGUGUUUUUGAUUAGAAGAACAAGCCAUGAUGUCUACGGCCAAAUUCCGAAAGGACAAGGAGAUCGUAGCCGAAUAUGAGACUCAAGCUAAAGAGAUCCGAGCCCAGCUGGUGGAGCAGUUGAAAUGUCUGGACCAGCAGUGUGAGCUGAGGGUGCAGCUGCUGCAGGACCUGCAGGACUUCUUCAGGAAGAAGGCGGAGGUCGAGAUGGACUACAGUCGUAACCUGGAGAAACUGGCCGAGAGGUUCCUUACGAAGACACGCAGCACCAAGGACCACCAGCUCAAGAAGGAGCAGAGUGUGCUGUCUCCAUCAACUGUUGGAACCUGUUGUUGACUCAGUGAAGAGGGAGAGCCGAGACACGCUACCCCUCCUGACCUCUACCUCAA
Salvelinus sp. IW2-2015 is the source of this 870-nucleotide messenger RNA. Its product is annotated as SLIT-ROBO Rho GTPase-activating protein 2C-like. Gene Ontology annotation, biological process: negative regulation of cell migration. The record is from RefSeq and is a predicted model, not a curated record. Lineage: Eukaryota; Metazoa; Chordata; Actinopteri; Salmoniformes; Salmonidae. Gene Ontology annotation, cellular component: cytoplasm.